UGGUGUUCUAACGUUGACCUGUCAAAACGCAAUAGCUAGUGGAUAUAUAUCAGUGUAUAUGUGGAAUAUCACUGAAAUGGACUAGUUAUAUUCUGCAAAUGAUGUAAGGUGUUUAACAAAAAUGACGUUGAACAAUAACGUUUUGUCGAUACGUUUAUAUUAAUUCAUGAUGAGACCAAAACUGCAGUCUAAUGUGCAGGCUGCCACCAUCGGCCAUCAAAAUGGCCUCUGAAUCUCUCGUGGUUACAGCAGGAGCUGGCCGACCUCGAGAUCAAGAUUGCUUCACGAAACAAUUAUCAUAGGCCAAGGAUGGAGAUCAUUGGAGAAUUCGAGUACAACAAGAAGGAUCUGAUCGGUCAUGGGGCUUUUGCCGUGGUCUUUAAAGGCCGCAGUCGGAAGAAACCACCAACGACUGUUGCCAUUAAAAGCAUCACCAAGAAGAACCUGGCCAAAUCUCAGAACCUUCUCAGCAAAGAAAUCAAGAUACUCAAGGAGCUAUCAGACCUUCACCAUGACAAUGUUGUGGCUCUUUUGGAUUGUAAGGAAACCACUAAUCAUGUCUACCUGGUUAUGGAGUACUGCAAUGGAGGAGAUCUUGCUGAUUUUUUGCAAGCGAAGGGGACAUUGAGUGAAAACACAAUAUCCCAAUUCCUGAGGCAAAUAGCUGCUGCUAUGAGAGCCUUACAUGGCAAAGGAAUUGUACAUCGAGAUUUAAAACCACAAAACAUCUUGCUCCAAAAUCCUCCAGGCAAAACCAAUCCCUCACCGUGUGAGAUGAUACUCAAGAUUGCUGACUUUGGAUUUGCUAGGUUUCUGCAUGAUGGUGUAAUGGCAGCAACACUGUGUGGUUCUCCUAUGUAUAUGGCUCCGGAGGUGAUAAUGUCCAUGCAGUAUGAUGCCAAGGCAGACCUGUGGAGUAUAGGGACCAUCGUGUUCCAGUGUUUGACUGGGAAGGCUCCCUUCCAGGCACAGACUCCCCAACAACUCAAACACUUCUAUGAAAAACAUGCAGAACUCAAACCCAAUGUUCCAAAGGACACAUCAUCAGGUUUGAGGGACCUGCUACUUCGAAUGCUCAAGAGGAAUGCCCGAGACCGGAUUGCUUUUGAGGAUUUCUUCAUUCACCCCUUCCUGAACCCUCCUCCUGCAUUAAAGGCCUCUUCACCAGUACCAGUACCCAGUCGAUCUAGUCACGGAUUCUCAUCAGCAAGCCCCACCCCUCCUAGUCAUGUGUCUGCCUCACCCUUGUCAGGUCGGGCAGAGUUUUCCCCACCCCCUCGCCGACCCCCACCCCCUCCACCCCCAACAACAGCACCACUCCCCACACCUCCCCCUGUCCCCUCACCUGUGAAGAUUACACCACCAAAACCUCUCCAAGUCAUCAAGCGAGAGGAGGCAGAGGCUAUUCAUGGCUCGUCACAAGAAGUGGCUGGAUUUCUGAAGGUUGAGAAGGGCGGACAAACGCCUAGAAGUAACAGCCCAACCGAGGUUAGCAGUGACUUUGUGAUGGUACCAGUGAGUUUACCAUGUGAAAACUUACAAGGUAGUGCAGAAAAACCGGUCAAGGCUCCAACACCGGAAGAAAUCUCCGUAAAAGCUGUAGAACCCCUGCCCCUGCCCCUGGCGGUAGUGAAGGUGAGUCCCUCCUCUGGGGCUGCAGCCUUUAAGAAGUCCCCUGAGGAAGCCACCAGUCCCAGCCGCCCGUCCACCCUCCCUAUGCAGACAGAUACACCCCCUCCCACCAAACCCCACUCCUCGGAACCUAUCCCUGUUCCCGGACAGGUGCAAGCCUACCACAGGAUGUCUGCUGGCUCGCCAUCAAGUCCUCGUAAAAACAGCAUGGACAUUUCUCCUACUGGCUCCAGUACAGGUUCAAACAAGGACUCGACAGAGAAGAAAGAUAUGAAGACAUCACCUGCAACGGUGGAAGCUAAGUUGUGUGGACCUGAUAUUGGAUCACUGUCUCCACCAGCAGUGAAGUUUUCCAUUGGGACUCCGCCCAGUACAGGGCAGUGGAAGAGAGGCAGCAUUGGUGCUACCCCUUCUCGUUUCAGCACAACCCCUCCCAGUAUUGCCAACUCACCUCAUCGCAGAUCAGGAAGCAGUUCACCUCAGUUUCCUGUUGUGGCUCCAGCAUCUCUUCCUGCAAUUAUUGGAUCGCCACCAAAGUUGGGCAUGGUUGAUCGUAGAAGUCCGGAGGGUUUGGACUCUCAACCAGUCAAUGCACCCUUUGGAUCCUCAAGACCGAAAACUGUACCAGAUGAUAUGGCCACCAUGCCAUACAAGGGACCAGCACAAGUAACAGCUGGGAAUCCCACAGUACGACGUAAUCUACUAGAUCAGGGACGUUCUUCCACAGAGCCUACUGUCUUCAAUAAUCUGGAGGGAGGCAGUCUGUUGUCAGAACAGCUUGUCAGAGCGGCAUUUGGAACACCUCCACAACCCUUCAACAAUCAGGGUUCAGUUGUGCCCUUCAGUAGUGCAGGCUGGCGGGGCAGUAAGGAGAAAGUUGGCUCCCUUGGGUCCCCUGGUAGUGACAAAUCCCUCCCCUCAGACACAGACAAGUCGACAACAUACGUAAGACGCAGCACAGAACCUUCACCUCCUCCCUCGGCCAUAUUUGCACAAUCUCCUUCGAACAUGGAGGGGCCUGUGACAUUUGUUGCUCCAGGGCUGGCAGAGGAGACUCUUAUGGAUGACAAUCACAACGAGACAAUGGCUAAGCUUAGCUUCGUCCUGGACCUGGUAGACUGUAUCAUAGAGCUGGCACAGACUAGGGGUGCUCCUCUCCAGGGCUUCACAGAAUCUGUCAAUCUCAAGCAGGGAGAAGCACUGCCUUCAGAACAAUUACCCAAGUUUACAGAAACACAAAGACGACUGGAACAGUUGGUGCUGUACGUACGGUCGUUACAUCUCCUCUCGUCAUCCCUCCAGUUAGCACGUAAAGAAAUCAAGGAGGAGAGACUACAGAUUUCCACGUCGCUCAGAAAUGUGUUGCGACAGAUGAAUGAAUCCUACCAUCGGUGUGUGAACAUGUGUAAACAGAUCCAGCACAGACUAGGUACAGGGAUCCAGAAUACCUUAACGCCUCAGCUAGCUGUGGCCACUGCUGAUAAACUUAUCUACAACUAUGCUAUUGAAAUGUGUCAGAAUGCUGCAUUAGAUGAGCUGUUUGGAAAUCCACAUGAGUGCUUUAGGCGGUACCAGACGGCACACCUACUCCUUCACAGUCUGUCACAGCAAGCUCACAACACGCGCGACAAACAGCUCCUUAACAAAUACAAAGAGGCAGUUGAAAGGAGACUAGCUAAUGUGCACACAGCGCCCCAAGCUUACAUCCCACCCUUCGAGGCUGUCAGCUGAUGAAUGGUGUCUAAAAGUAUCCCAACUGUCCCUGUGUUGUCCAUAGUUGACUGACAUGGAUAGGUUCAGUGAAAGUUUGUGUAGAGUUCUGUGUUCAGUUUGUUUUCAGUUUUAUUUAUAUUUAUUUGAAUUAUUAAGAUAUAUCUGGUUUGUCAGAUAUAGAACUGAUGAAGAUGGUUGUGGAAUGAAGUUCCAGAAUUCCCAUAAAUAUCACAAGAUCUAGUUCAUGGAAAAUUAUCAGAUAACAUGGACAGAGGAAUGCACAGUGAUAACUGGGAAAAUCUGAUACAGAAUAAAUAUUUGGUUUAGAGAAAGGACGACGUCUAUGCACUCAUACUUGGAACAAGAUAUGGCUCUUAAUAUCUACAUUCUUCCUGCUUUACAAAUCUCAGGGAAGAAGUGGAUGCAAACUUGUAACCACAAAUAUAUAUAUAUAUACAUAUUUCUUUUUUUUUUUUUUUUUUUUUACAAAAAGUGCUAAAAAUGCAAAACAAACUUGGAUUUUAGUGUGGACAGAGUCAUCUUAAACAAAAUGACAUCUAGAAAUACUCUCAUCCAUCUACAACUGAAACUUCAAAAAAUUACCAAAGACUUACAUUGACUGAAUUUAAACUGAGAUGAAUAUUUAAAAAAAUCAUUAUUUAUUAUUUACUGGUUUAAUUAUUGGGUUACCUUUUCAUGGAAGAAAUUUCAAAACUUCCUCAUUUUCAGUGUAUAUUGUGUGAAGUUGGACAUUUCAGCUAUUUUAAUCACCGUAAUGAUUUUGCAAGAGCAGUACAAACAUUUCUUCUGUAUUUUCAUUGCAAUGUUUACUGUAUGAGAAGUGCCAAGGUGUUUGAUAUAGUUUACUACCACACAAGACAUGAAAGCUAGCAUUUUGGAUAUGUAGCCCGUAUUAUUGAUUUGGAGCCCUGAUAGCAUUAGAUUAUUUCUCACAAUAAAACAGAAUUGUAAGUGUAAAUAUCUGUAAAUAAUAUUGUUCUAUUAUUUAUUAGAUAAUAAAUUGUUGUAGAUGUAGCUCAUAAUGAUGGAACAAGCUAUCAUCAUUUUAUCUCUGUCUCGAUUCAUAUCCAUCUCGAUUCAUAUCCAUCAACAGUAUUUUAAAUUGAUGGAACAUUUUGUGAUAAACACAUGUAACACUACAUAUUGGAAAAGGAGGUAACCAGCAUGUGAUAUCAGAUAAUGUGUAGCGUGGCUUUUACCAUAUGUAAAUAAUCUGUGUAUAAUAUUCUUAUUUUUGUUAUUUUAUUCAUCUUCAAAUGUUUUAUUAUUUUUUCUCUAUUAUUAGCUAUUCCAGUUGAAAUUCCAGGUAUAGAAUAUGUUUUUACCUCAGAAUUUCAUCUUUUAUCAUACAAAUAGUCUGCACAAUCUUUGUAUGUGUUGACAAAUACAAAUUUUAUGUGAAGGAAGAAUUAUGAAUCUCUAGAAUGGUAUUGUGUUUCUUAGUUUUUCUUGCAAUGUGAAAGAACUUGUAUCAGGUUUAAUUAUGGGUUAUAUUUUGAAUGUCAAGAAAUAUGAUUGUUUUUGACAAUGAUAUUAAGAUUUCUACGUACGGUAUACACCAUGGAGAGAUUUGUGUGCCCUGUCCAUUUGGUAUUUGUCGUAUCAGUAGUGUGUAAUGUUUUUCAGGUUGUGUUACGUGGUAAAGGAAUGUGUUCAUAAAAAAACCUGCACACUAUAUUUUUGACCCUCCGACCCCCGCAGAACAACAUUAGACUAGGCUAUAAAAUGUUGAACAUGAGUUAUAUGCUUUCAAGAGGAGGCUGCCCAAGCUAGUCAGGGUAUGACAGGGUGCAGACUAGUAAAUUUACUAAAACCCAUCCCGAGUUAUUAGUGUGUAUGUAAUGCAUACCGUAGUCUUUCAGUUUGAUUUUGGUAUGUGAUGUACGGUACCGUAAUACUUGUCUUCUGUAUUUUCUUGUGUUGUUUAAUUAUAUGAUGUUGUUUUGGCUUUUGUUUGAUCUGUUCUAGGAAAAAGACCUGCUUUCAUGCUGCACAUGAGCUUGUUCUUUUAACUUAUUGCAAUAUAUAUUCAAAUUAUUGUGUAAAAGUGAAAUUGUCUUGCCGGAUGAAAAUGCAUUUCAUAUCAUACAUUUUAGUUAGAUUGUUUGUGCUUCUGUAUUUUAUUGUAUAUUGGCCAUAUAUGUAUUGACAUCUUUUUUUAAGUUUGUAAUUUAUUGUGAGAUUUAUGAGAUCAUGCUUAUAGUAAUAUAUACUGAUAAGAAGACAGAUUUUUUUUUAUUAGUGAAGCCUUACUUCCAAGUUAUUGUCAACAAUGUGACCUAAAGACUGAAUCAUAACUUGCUUUCUUGAUUUUUCAGAGUUUUAAUGAACAUCUCAGUCAAUUGUGACCUCAUUAUAAUACAGUCUUAACAUCACCCAGAGGAAUUACAAAAAGUCUCCAAACAAUUUUGUUUAAGUUGAGCUUGAUAUUAGGGAAAUGAAAAUACAGAGAAAAGGGCUUUUUGACUAGUUUCAGUCAUUAAGUAAAUUUAGAAAGUCUCAAAGCAACAACUUCAAGACUUUGUAUGCUUUCUAAUACAUGUAUUACCUGGUAUUCCCUGAGAAAAUCUGGACUCUCAUUAGUAAAAUGCUACAAAAACUGAGACUAAUUAAUCAAUGUAAUCGUCUAUGACAAAGCAUGAAUACAGAUACACAUCAAUACACAACGUCCCAUAAGGUAGAGAAUUGUAGCAAUCCAGACGAAUCUGCCGUGGAUACAGGUGUGUACAAGAGGUCUCACCAAAAAUCCAGGUAAUAUAUUAUUUGUAUUCUUUGCGUAAAAACGGUGAGCCCAACACAGGGAUUUUUUUCAAUAGUCCGAUUUAUUGGAGAGCAUUGUUUACAGAUUUUUGCUAUAGGGUAGCCGUCAUCAGAACCAUCAAGACAGCUACCCUAUAGCAAAAACAUGUAAACAAAUAAAUCGGACCAUUGAAUGAAUCUCCGUGUAAGGGCUCAACGAUUUUAUGCAAAGAAUACAGAUAAUUAAGAAUUUGGUUGUAUUGCUUUCGGAUAUGCUGCAUUAUACAAUAUACAACAGGAAAGAGUAUUAUAAUAUAGUUCUUAAAAAGAACAUUAAAUUAGAAUUCCUAGAUCCCAUAAGGAUUGUUAAGAAAGUGCUAAACAGUUUAAAAGUGAUAUUAAGUAGAUAUAGAUUUUGAAACAAAAUUGAAGUAUUUAUAGUUAGGAUAGAUUCUCACUUAAACAUAUGGAAGAUAUACCCAUAUGUCUAUUAUGGAUUUGAUUGGAGCUGCUUCCUUUAAUUGAGAUAUUAUAUUCCAUAAGCUUCAGUGAGAUUUACUCCAUUAUUCUAGAUACAUCAGUAUAAAUAGGUUUAUCUAAAAUAUAUAAAUACAUUGUAUAUUAGAUUUGUAUCCAUCAGCAUAUACAAGAGUGCAAUUGAACUCCAUUGAAGAGUACAAUAUUUUCCCCUUCCCCUUUCAUUUUCUGGUAGAAGCUCUGUUUAUAUUAAUGAAACAUACCAUAAGUUUCCAUCUUCUUAAGAUGUUGAAAGUUAGUUAAGUUUUAUUAUUAUACAGAACAAAUUUAUGUAAAUUUCAAUAUUUUUCCGAGUUUCUUUCUGCUUUCGUCCCUGUUAUCUCUUUCUUCACCUAAUCACCGUAGUUUAGUUAAUAUGAUGACUUUCUGUGACAUUGCCACUCCUUUAUUACUUAUUUACCGUAUUUAUCCAGGAAUAAACCCAUGCUUGGUAAUAAGUCCACCGAUAUGUAGUUUUAAGCACACCCACUGAAUUUGACUCAGAAGUUGUGUUGGUCCCCAGGGCUUAUUGCAGAAUAAAUACUGUACAUGUAUUUCGAUGUUUAGAACAGAUAGUUCUCGCCUGUACAUAAACUUAUUUAUCAUGUUACAAAGCCAGUAUGGCUGGUACAAUUGUGACUUUUAACAAGUGGUUAUUUUUGUGAUUAGAAUAUGUUGUUAUUGAGUAGAAGUAUGGCAUUGAACCCAUUUUGACUUUCAAGAAUUAACAUGCAUAUCUGAAUUGAUAAUAAAGUCAGGAUAUGAAAUACUGUACUUAGUGUACAAAAUAUUCUUUAAAGUGGGUUCAGUGUUCAUUUUAAUACACAUUUCAUGUGGCUUUGUCGUAGUAAUUAUGUUGUAUUUAUGAUAAAGAGGCAAGCAAUAUAGUCUGGGUAGAGAGAGCCUCGGCAUUUAUGUUGUUGUUGGGAGAGAGGUUUUUUGUAAAUCGUUAUGGAGCAAGUGAAGAAAAUGUGAUAAAAAACCUCCAGAAAAUGGUGUGAAUGAAGAAUGCCAAAGUUGAUUUUUCUGAUAAUUUUUAUUAGCAUUUUUCUAUUCCAAACUAUGGCACACUAAAAUUAUGAAUUGAGAGGGACGUUUUUUGUAUUUACAUCUUUUUUUCACAUUAAUAUAGUGGAAAAAAUCACUUUUAGCAGAAGUUAUUAUCUCAAUUUUGUAGAAAGAUAAUAAUACUAUUUCAAUCAUGAGAUUUUGGGCAAUAUUUCUGAGGAUGAUAAUGGUACGUUAGCGCCAAGAGGACUUAGUUGAUAGAAAAAGAUGUGUAUGUAGAUCAGAUGGCUUGUAACAGAGCCAUAUCGUAAAGGUACCUGGUAAUUUUCAUAUUUUCUGAUUUAAACAUUAAUUUGUCUAUUUUUUCCACAAUUAACACCCUCCUUCAAAAAUGUAGAGAAAUGUCUUAACAUAAACACAGUGCUUAGCGAUUGUCAUGAAUUCAAUGCCUGUUUGAGUUGUCAUUCUCAAUUAACUCUUCCUAUUUCUGAUAGUACUAUGGCUAGUACAUAAUAUGAUCUAUGAUUAUCCCAUACAUGUAUAUAUAAAUGACUUAACUUUGAGAGUGCUCCCAUACCCAUAAACUUUUAACUUCCAAUUCUAUAGUCAACAUGUAUGAAAACCAUCAUGACAGUGCUGUAGGCCAGUAUCGAGUCCAAAUUUAUUAUGACCAACUGCAGGUAAAUCAUUAUUUCAUAAUAUUAGAACCAUUACUUCAUAUUGAUAUUCCAUUGGCCAUUUGUACAUCAAAUACAAAUUUACUGGGCAUUUUUUCCCUCUUUUAUUAGCUCACCAUCAUCAGAUGGUGGACUAUUCAAAUCGCCUUGCGUCCGUGGUCCGUCCGUCCGUACAACAUUGCCGACAGGCAGCCAUCUUGGAUUUUGACAAUUGA
Molecule: messenger RNA, 8521 nt
Organism: Pecten maximus
Lineage: Eukaryota; Metazoa; Mollusca; Bivalvia; Pectinida; Pectinidae
Product: serine/threonine-protein kinase unc-51-like
Exons: 27
Coding region: 310-3363 (1017 amino acids)
Biological process (GO): positive regulation of autophagy; autophagosome organization; protein autophosphorylation
Cellular component (GO): autophagosome; cytoplasm
Molecular function (GO): protein serine/threonine kinase activity; ATP binding
Source: RefSeq, a predicted model, not a curated record